Molecule: messenger RNA, 619 nt
Organism: Truncatella angustata
Lineage: Eukaryota; Fungi; Ascomycota; Sordariomycetes; Amphisphaeriales; Sporocadaceae
Exons: 1
Coding region: 124-519 (131 amino acids)
Molecular function (GO): iron ion binding; monooxygenase activity; oxidoreductase activity, acting on paired donors, with incorporation or reduction of molecular oxygen
Source: RefSeq, a predicted model, not a curated record
AGCCUGCAUAUCUUCAACGGCACUUAGCGAAAUCUAGACUACAACAGCUUCGGAGUAUCGGUAUCCUCCUUUGUCGGAUUUAGGGUUGCUGCAGAACUGUGCACGCCGCAAGGGAGUUGAUAAAUGCCGGUCCGAACUUAUACCCGAGCAACGUCACACGCAACACCUAGUGUCUGCGGGCAUCUGCCCCAACCGGAAGGGAUUCACGCGCAACGUUUUGUUGACCUACGUAACUACAAGUUCGAUGAUCGAAUCAAUCAUAAGAACUGCGAGCAGCACCAAUUCAUCGCCGUGGCGAACGAGAAUAUGGGUGUCAGCCACGGCACCCCCGCCUGUCCCGAUCGCGCCUUCGCUGCGAACGAGAUCAAGCUCAUCCUUGCGCAGAUGUUGCUGCAGUACGACAUCCGCCUGCCGCAGGGUACUCAUAUGCCGCCGAUGAUUGCGAAAAAGGGCUGCUUCGUAGACAAAUCCGAGGGUGCAGAUCGAGUUCAGGAAGGUCACGGAUGCGCGUCAGCAUGAGACCGAAACCCACGUAUCGUCAAGACUGGGGUCUUCAUUUUGGCUCGGAGAAGAAUUUCCCUUCGCCGUCACUGCGUGCCACGUACAAACAUACGAAAUU